Messenger RNA from Empidonax traillii (willow flycatcher), 4598 nucleotides. It is a transcript of the gene EGLN3, whose product is annotated as egl-9 family hypoxia inducible factor 3. Gene Ontology annotation, cellular component: cytoplasm; nucleus. Lineage: Eukaryota; Metazoa; Chordata; Aves; Passeriformes; Tyrannidae. Gene Ontology annotation, molecular function: ferrous iron binding; L-ascorbic acid binding; peptidyl-proline 4-dioxygenase activity. Bases 167 to 892 code for a protein of 241 amino acids. The transcript has 5 exons. Gene Ontology annotation, biological process: cellular response to hypoxia; peptidyl-proline hydroxylation to 4-hydroxy-L-proline. The record is from RefSeq and is a predicted model, not a curated record.
GUGUGUAGCCGAGCCAGCCGCGGCGAAAGUUUUGCCUCGCCUCGCCUGGCCCCGCGCCGCGGCGGAGCCCUUGCCCGGCUCGGCCUGGAGCCGGCGGCGGCCCGGCGGGCAUCGCCUCCCGACGCGGGCGCCGGCAGGGCACCGGCGCGCCCGUCCACGCCGCGCCAUGCCGCUGGGGCACAUCAUGAGGCUGGACCUAGAGAGAAUAGCCCUGGAGUACGUCGUGCCCUGUUUGCACGACAUCGGCUUCUGCUACCUGGACAACUUCUUGGGAGAGGUGGUGGGGGACUGCGUGCUGGAGCGGGUGAAGCGGAUGCACCGCGACGGGGAGCUGGCCGACGGGCAGCUGGCCGGCCCCAGCCGAGGCAUCGCCAAGCGGCACCUCCGCGGCGACCAGAUCAAGUGGAUCGGUGGCACGGAGGAGGGCUGCGAGGCCAUCAACUUUCUCCUCACGCUGAUAGACCGGCUGGUGAUGUACUGCGGAAGCCGGCUCGGCAAGUACUACGUGAAAGAGCGAUCCAAGGCUAUGGUUGCUUGCUAUCCUGGAAAUGGAACUGGUUAUGUUCGUCAUGUGGACAAUCCAAAUGGUGAUGGGCGCUGCAUCACAUGUAUUUAUUACCUGAAUAAGAAUUGGGACUCCAAGCUGCAUGGUGGAAUUCUUCGAAUAUUCCCAGAAGGAAAGUCCUAUGUAGCAGAUGUUGAGCCGAUUUUUGACCGAUUACUUUUUUUUUGGUCAGAUAGAAGGAACCCACAUGAAGUCCAGCCUUCUUAUGCAACCAGAUAUGCCAUGACGGUGUGGUAUUUUGAUGCCGAAGAAAGAGCAGAAGCCAAAAAAAAGUUCAGGAGCUUAACUGAUGCAAGGAAGAGAGAAGCACCUGUUAAUGAAGACUAAUCAACUGUUUCUGAACUCUUUGUGAGGAAAUAAGAUCCCAAAGAUGACUUCCAUUUCCAGCAAAAAAUGACAAAUUGUUAUUAUGCACAAGAACGUACUGGUUGUGUCUAGCACGUGCAUCUUAUACUGAUGGUACUUACGGCAGCCUCCUGUCACGCUGCAUCUGGCAGAAGGAACACUUGUUUUGUUUUUGCCUUUUGCUGGAAAAAGAAACCAAGGUUAAAAAAAAAAAAAGAGUAUCAUUAAGCCUAGUAGUAGUGGCUCAGCCAACUGGCUUUUGAUCUCUCUUGUAACUAAGAUAAUGAUCAUUGGAACUAGUGGUAAAAACCUGAGUCUUAUUUGCACUUUAUGGGAAAGAAAAAAUCUAGCUCAAUGGGAAGGAGCUUUGCAAGUUUAAAAUCUGUGGCAGACUGCUAAUGGGCACGGAGGUCUAUUGGAUAUGUGCAACUAAAUUGGAUAUUUCACAGAUUCGUAGAGUGUCAUCUCAUGGUCUGUCCCAAGUGGACCUGUUGAUGUACUGUUCAUCACUUUGCAGAACAUUAGUUCAGCUCUUCGAUAACAUGACUUUCCAAACAGAUUUUUUGUCUACACAAUCAUUGCAUUUCCUGGAUUUUAUUUGCUCUUCAAGAAGCAAGUUUUAGCUAGUUGCACUACUUGCACUGCCCUUUCUGUCUAAGGACUGAGGGGAUAGUAGUUAUGUAUCUGUUCACAACUUUGUAAAACCAUUUCUUUUCUGUUCUGAGUGGGAUGGGUUCUACGUUUUCUGUUUUCACAGUUUGGUACAGCAACUGUUUUCUCCCUAAAGUCUGGUAAACUUGGAAAGCUUAUGGCACACAAUAUGUUGGCACUAAAGGCCAGUACUAUGUAGAGUUUAGGGUUUACUUUGUGACUUCUCCAACUGUUGUAUUCUGUAUGACACAGAUAUGAAUCUGAAAGGAAAAGAGAUAUCUGGCAGUCUGACAAAUAUAUGAUAAAUAAUGGGUAACUUAGACUUGAUUUUUAUGCUGAUUAUUCUUAGUUAACAGACUUGUUUAAUUUUGCAUGCCUGUGUAAUUUGAAUGAAACAGCAAUUCCGUUUUAAUUGAUCUGUUAUGCCAGGUAACUACUACUAUUGUGCCCAAGCUGUGAGAUUAGAGUUAUUCACACAUUUUUUUCUCCGUUAUUUUUUUAAACUUAAUAGACUCAAUGAGUAAGUGGUCAACUAUCUCCAAUCUGUCUAAGCUUCUACAACCAGCACUUACUAUGCAGUUCAGAAUAGCUCUUAAUGAAGCUGAGAGCUGGUAGUGGAUGUAUUUAUCACUCACACUAACUGUUCUCAACCUAAUACACUCACUUGGCAUUCAUUUUUAUCUCAUCUUGUGUAUGUCAGACUCUAUUAAGUGUUCCAAAUAGAUGCCCCCUUUGGUGUCCCAUAUUUUCCUGUGCCACCUGCCCACAAGGGUGAGUGUGGUCUGUCUGGACUAUUGGCCCCUACGGUGGCACGCUGUACCAGGCUGUCAUGAUAGUGAUGGGUCUGCAGGCCAGCUCUGUUGCAUUUGAGCUAGGGAAUGGAAAAGUAGCGUGCAAUGGCAACUAUUAAAUGUCAGCGGCAGAAGGGUAACAGCUGCAUAGGACAGAAAAGAAAUAACUUUCAUAACUUAAAAAAUUAUAAUAUAAAGGAAGUAUUUUUUAAAGCAGUUUUGUGUCUUAAAAAAGAAAAUAAACUGGGCAUUCUUCAGCCUGUCCUUGAAUGCUGAAUGUAAAUACAGUAGUGCUAAGAAACCCCUCAUUCUCUCUGGCUUCUCCCAGAGAUCCAGCUGCGGUCUUAUAGGCCUGACCACUGUGCACCUUAAGAAAGGAGUAUGAGGGAACAUGUGUGACAAAUAUUCUUGCUAUUCUUGCAACUCAAGACUAGAAAACAACAAAUAAUCUGAUAAAUGUCCUUUCGUGUUACAAAAAACAUUAUUCCUCUAUAGUUGCUUCUAAGUAACACACCAUAGAUUUGAAGGAAACUUAAUGAUAAUUUAAUUCUCAUUCUGCAAUGUUAGUGUGGGAGGAGAGAGUUAGGGCUCUUCCUUGAGAGUGAGAGGUAACCCUUUGAAACAUGAGGUGUUGAAAAAGGGGGCCCUUAUUUAAAAAAGGUGGUGGAACACAAACUGUUGUAUUACUAUGCAAAGUUGAUAAUGUUAUGUAAAUUUUAAACUCUUACAUGAUUUUAAAAGGAGCAAAACCAGCUAAAACAGAGCAGAGCAAGUAUUGCUUUGCCUCUAGUGACUGUAACCUUAAAAAUGCACUAGAAAGAGAUGUUAGUUCACAUCUUACUGGAGCCUGGAACAGUGGAAAACCAACGUGAUGGGAGGGGAAAGGCUUUUGUUUAAAGUCUGAAAAAGGAAGGUACUUUACACCACUGUUGUUACCACCUGGUUUCUGCAGUGGUCAGCAACACGUGUAGUGGAUGGAGCAUGGAGCAGUAUGAUUGCAUUUAUUAUAAAUAAAGUACAUGUUUUCAUUUUUAGCCAAUAUCAUCCUCAUCUAGAUAGAAGACAGAACAGAGAGCCCUGUCUUUAUUAACAUACAUAAUCAAGUGCAAAAAAGUUGAAACCAUUUCCUCAGUCCUCUGCUUCAGACUUUUACCCUGUUUCCACAAGAGUGGGAUUAUCUCCUUGCAGAUACUGUAGUUUAAUUAGGGGUGGGAUGUAUGGUUUGUUGCUCAUGUAAGAAUACCCAGGUGUGAUGUUUUCUACAUUGAUUUCUCUUACCUGUCUCUGGAAUUGUUGCAAACUGCUCUGUAAGAAUGAAAUUGAUUAAAGAAUUGUGGGGGAAGCAGGCUGCUACAGUGGGGAGGCCAUUUCAGCGAGGCUCUUUCCUUGGGUAUUGUCUUCAUGGCAAGCUGUUUGAAUCACAUAUGGCUAAACGGCACUUGUUAGCCAGUUGGGAAAAAGUGUUUUCUCUAAGGCAUUUAAUUUUUAAUCCUCCGAAAGUUCUGGGCUUUUUUUUUUUUAACCUUUAGAAAAUGUGCCUUCAUCAUUUGUAUCUGUGAAGAAGUUUCAUGCCGCACGUGCAUGUCAUGCUAGUAUUUCAUGGCUCUUAAGAAAUAUGGUUGCCUUUUCAAAUGCAGUUGCAUGGGAAAAAUGUGCAGAGCCACCAAACCACAAUUUUCAACUGGUGUUUUUUGUUGUACAGGGAGGAAAAAGGCCAGGAAACAGUGCUGAAAAUCAAGAGAUUAUUUUUAUUCCUAAACCUGCAGCCACUGGCCUUUUGAGCAAAGUAGCCUCUAAAAUAUCUUUUUCUCUAGAUUACUUCUGGCUCUGUGAGGAAUGACUUCCACAAAGGAGUGUCUAAAAAGAUCCACUCUUUUUUUCCUUCUAUCUUUAAACAGUUUUAGUUGUUUCCAAUUGUGUUUUUAAAGAUGUUGGAAUUUAUUAUAUGUAUUUGUUGUUGCAAAAUAGCUGGCUCUAACACCACUUGCAUCUAGAAGAAAAUAUCUAUUUGCAGGCAAAUGACUUCUGCUUUGACUGUGAUGUACUCCCAGCAGAUAUCUGAGAGUGAGUUAUAACUACAUCUUCUCUUGUCAGGUUGUAUGCUGGUCAACAAUGCUGGCACUUUGCAUUGGAUUCAUAUAGAAACUCCUAGUAGUAUUUUACCAUACAUCACAUUUUGUGUUCCUGUUACUAUUUAAAAAAAAAAAAAAUGUAGCAGGAGUCAAUAAACACUGGGUCAUGUUAAA